UCCUGUCAGGCGGCGGAGGGCGUCGCGGACCCGCGUCGCGAUGAUGCCGAUGAUAUUAACCGUGUUCUUGAGCAACAAUGAACAGAUUUUGACAGAAGUUCCUAUAACACCAGAAACAACAUGUCGAGAUGUUGUGGAAUUUUGCAAAGAACCUGGAGAAGGCAGUUGCCAUUUAGCUGAAGUGUGGAGGGGAAAUGAGCGUCCCAUACCCUUUGACCACAUGAUGUAUGAGCAUCUUCAGAAGUGGGGACCACGAAGGGAAGAAGUGAAAUUUUUUCUUCGACAUGAGGAUUCUCCAACUGAGAGCAGUGAACAAGGUGGCCGUCAGACCCAAGAGCAAAGAACCCAGAGAAAUGUAAUAAAUGUACCAGGAGAAAAACGUACUGAAAAUGGGGUUGGGCAUCCACGUGUGGAACUGACCCUCUCAGAGCUCCAAGAUAUGGCAGCCAGGCAGCAGCAGCAAAUCGAAAAUCAGCAGCAGAUGUUGGUUGCCAAGGAACAGCGUUUACAUUUUCUAAAGCAGCAGGAGCGCCAUCAGCAGCAGUCUAUUUCUGAGAAUGAAAAACUUCAGAAAUUGAAAGAACGAGUUGAAGCCCAGGAAAAUAAGCUGAAGAAAAUCCGUGCCAUGAGAGGACAAGUGGACUACAGCAAAAUCAUGAACGGCAAUCUGUCUGCUGAGAUAGAGAGAUUCAGUGCCAUGUUCCAGGAAAAGAAACAGGAAGUGCAGACUGCAAUUCUGAGAGUUGAUCAGCUCAGCCAGCAGCUGGAAGAUCUGAAGAAGGGAAAGCUGAACGGGCUGCAGCCGUACAAUGGCAAGCUGACGGGCCCGGCAGCUGUGGAGUUGAAAAGGCUGUACCAAGAGCUGCAGAUUCGUAACCAGCUUAACCAGGAACAGAAUUCAAAACUCCAGCAGCAGAAGGAGCUUUUAAAUAAGCGCAACAUGGAGGUGGCCAUGAUGGACAAGCGCAUCGGCGAGCUACGUGAACGUCUGUAUGGGAAGAAAAUUCAGCUGAACCGUGUGAAUGGCGCGUCAUCGCCACAGUCACCUCUGAGCACACCUGGCAGGGUUGCUGCAGUGGGGCCUUACAUCCAGGUGCCCAGCGCUGGCAGCUACUCAGCCCCAGGGGACCCCAUAAAGCCCCAGUCUCUCACUGUUGCUUCAGGGGCUGCCCAUGGAAGGUCCAAACCCGAUGGCCAUGGUAAACCCAGAGUGACCUGCUCAUGGACAGUGUCAGACCUCGACGUUGGGCCUGACUGUGGCUCCGCACGGCACUCUGCAGACCCACUGACGAACCCUAAUGAUGGAAACUGGCCAACGUUAAAACAGAAUGUGAGCUCUUCAGUGAAACCGGUGCAGAUGGCCAGUGUGGACUGGAAGGACUCGAGCAUGGAGGGGCCUCUCAGGCAAGGGACUGUCUCCAGCCAGCCUGUGCCCUUGUCAGCUCUGGGAGCCACGGAGAAACUGGGCAUCGAGAUGGGUAAAAUGCCGUCCCCUGUCCCUGGUGUCAGCAAGCAGCUACCUCCGAGCUACGGAACAUAUCCAAGUCCGGCGCCCGUGGGUCCAGGGUCCACAAACUCCCUGGAGAGGAGGAAGGAGGGCAGCUUGCCCAGGCCCAGCACAGGCCUUUCCAGUCGGCAGAAACCCGGCCCACUGCCCUCCGUGGGCAGUGCCCACCAACCAGGCUCCUCCCAACAGAUCCAGCAGAGGAUUUCUGUGCCACCGAGUCCCACAUACCCGCCCACGGGGCCGCCUGCAUUUCCAGCUGGAGAUGGCAAACCCGAACUCCCACUGACUGUGGCCAUCAGGCCCUUCCUGGCUGAUAAAGGGUCAAGGCCACAGUCCCCCAGGAAAGGACCCCAGACAGUGAAUUCAAGUUCUAUAUACUCCAUGUACCUCCAGCAAGCCACACCACCUAAGAAUUACCAGCCAGCGGCGCAUAGCGCCUUAAAUAAGUCUGUUAAAGCAGUGUACGGGAAGCCUGUUUUACCAUCAGGUUCGACAUCCCCGUCACCGUUGCCGUUUCUUCAUGGAUCGCUGGCCAUAAGCACCUCACAGCCCCAGCCGUCUGUGGAAAGUGCCGAGAAAGAGCCAGAGCAGGACAGUCCGGCCCCGCCCGGGGACGGCACCACUGGCACUAUGGAGAGCCUGCCUCGGCCGCUCAGCCCCACCAAACUCACACCCAUAGUGCAUUCCCCACUGCGCUACCAGAGCGACGCCGACCUGGAGGCCCUGCGCAGGAAGCUGGCCAAUGCACCCCGUCCCUUGAAGAAGCGCAGCUCCAUCACUGAGCCCGAGGGCCCCGGUGGGCCCAACAUCCAGAAGCUGCUCUACCAGCGUUUCAACACCCUGGCUGGUGGCAUGGAGGGCACCCCUUUCUAUCAGCCCAGCCCCUCGCAGGAUCUCACGGGCACCCUGGCCGACGUGGACAAUGGGAACACCAACGCCAACGGGAACCUGGGGGAGGCCAGUCCUGCCCAGCCCACAGUCCCCCUCCCCGCUGAGCCUGUCCCCGCCUCGGACGCCAAUGACAAUGAGCUCCCUUCCCCUGAGCCAGAGGGGCUCAUCUGUCCCCAGACCACUCAUCAAACAGCUGAGCCUGCGGAGGACAACAACAACAACGUGGCCACAGCCCCGUCCACGGAGCAGGUCCCCAGCCCUGGGGCCGAGGCCCCGUCUCCAGGGGAAGAGCACAUUUCCCCAUCACUGUCCCCGGUCCUGCUGCCGCUGGCAUCCUCUGCGAGCAAACGAACCAACCUGAAGAAGCCUAACUCAGAGCGCACAGGCCGUGGGUUGCGUGUCCGCUUCAACCCCCUGGCGCUGCUCCUGGACGCUUCCCUGGAAGGAGAGUUUGACCUGGUGCAGAGGAUCAUCUACGAGGUGGAAGACCCCAGCAAGCCCAAUGACGAAGGGAUCACCCCCUUGCACAAUGCUGUCUGUGCGGGCCACCACCAUAUUGUGAGGUUCCUGCUGGACUUUGGUGUCAACGUGAACGCCGCUGACAGUGAUGGCUGGACGCCACUGCACUGCGCCGCCUCUUGCAACAGCGUCCACCUCUGCAAGCAGCUGGUGGAGAGCGGCGCUGCCAUUUUUGCCUCAACCAUCAGCGAUAUUGAAACUGCUGCAGACAAGUGUGAAGAGAUGGAGGAGGGCUACAUCCAGUGUUCCCAGUUUCUGUACGGGGUUCAGGAGAAGCUGGGUGUGAUGAACAAGGGGGUGGUGUAUGCUCUGUGGGGCUACGAGGCCCAGAACAGCGACGAGCUGUCCUUCCACGAAGGAGACGCCAUCACCAUCCUGAGGCGCAAGGAUGAAAACGAGACCGAGUGGUGGUGGGCUCGCCUCGGGGACCGGGAGGGCUACGUGCCCAAAAACCUGCUGGGGCUGUAUCCGCGGAUCAAGCCCCGACAGCGAACACUUGCCUGAGCCGCCUGCUGGAGCACUGCAUGGGCUGGCCCUCGCCAAGGAGCCACUGAGGUCGCCCUGCUGCUCCCACAGAUGCAGAAGCUUAAGUGUCUUUCAUGGUGCUCACUGCAGCAGACAGCGCCCACAAUGUGAAGCCUGCAGGUUAUAGGUGAGGCCAUUCUCCACUGUCGCCUCCAAGAGGACCGAAUUUUGCCAAUUACUGUAAAUCCAAAUAAAUACCCAGCUUUCUGAACCACCCCUGUUGCCAAUAGAAGCCCUAGAAUUAGCCCUCGGUUGGUUGCCAAUGAAGACUGAUCUCAC
Molossus molossus (Pallas's mastiff bat) is the source of this 3721-nucleotide messenger RNA. It is a transcript of the gene PPP1R13B, whose product is annotated as protein phosphatase 1 regulatory subunit 13B. Gene Ontology annotation, cellular component: nucleus. Gene Ontology annotation, molecular function: transcription factor binding; p53 binding. Gene Ontology annotation, biological process: regulation of apoptotic process; negative regulation of cell cycle; apoptotic process. The coding region runs from base 41 to 3421 and encodes 1126 amino acids. Lineage: Eukaryota; Metazoa; Chordata; Mammalia; Chiroptera; Molossidae. The record is from RefSeq and is a predicted model, not a curated record. The transcript has 18 exons.